AUGUCUGAAUAUGAAGCUUGUGUCCUUGGAUUGAAUAUGGCCAUUGACAUGAAUGUCCACGAGUUGUUGGUUUUUGGAGAUUCAGAUUUAUUAAUUCAUCAGGUUCGAGGACAAUGGGCCAUAAAAAACCCAAAGAUCACGCCGUAUGUGCAGUAUAUACAGAAGUUGUGCAGAAGAUUCAAGCUGAAAGAACAUCCAGUUUAUUAUUCGCAUGUUGAAGCGGAACAAGACGGUUUGCCAUGGUAUUUUGAUAUAAAGCAGUACUUAGAGACCGGGACUUAUUAUGAAGAUUCCACAUCCAACCAUAAAAAGUCGAUACGCCGUAUGACCCUCAACUUCUUUCUAAGUGGAGGAAUCCUUUAG
This is a messenger RNA of Solanum pennellii, 363 nucleotides long. RefSeq lists its product as uncharacterized. Bases 1 to 363 code for a protein of 120 amino acids. Gene Ontology annotation, molecular function: RNA-DNA hybrid ribonuclease activity; nucleic acid binding. NCBI's taxonomy places the organism in Eukaryota, Viridiplantae, Streptophyta, Magnoliopsida, Solanales, Solanaceae. The record is from RefSeq and is a predicted model, not a curated record. The transcript is spliced from 2 exons.